AUGCAUGAGAUCGUAUACCUUAAUGAAGAGAAGGUCAUACCGAAGUCACUGGUACAAAGCAAACGAGAAGAUGGAAUGUGGUACUUCGAUAAUGGAGCAAGUAACCAUAUGAAGGGCGAGAGAUUAUACUUCUCUGAAAUUAAUGAAAGCAUCAAAGGAAAGGUGAAGUUCAGAGAUGGUUCGUGUGUCAACAUCAAUGGCAAAGGGUCGAUACUGUUUGAAACAAAGACAGGGGAACAUAGACUCUUGACCGACAUAUACUACAUUCCAGACCUAAGGAGCAAUAUAUUGAGCUUGAGACAAGCUACUGAACAAGGAUGUGAUGUUAGGAUGAGGGAUAACUACCUAACACUGACAUACCCUAAUGGAAGACUACUGGCGAAAGUGUUAAGGUUGCUUAACCGGUUGUACAAGUUGCGACUUGAAGUUGGUAGACCAGCAUGUUUGCACACGAGAAUGGAAGAAGAUACUUGGAGAUGGCAUGCUAGGUUCGGACACAUUAGUUUCAAAACUAUAAGGUCCAUGGCAACACAAGAGAUGGUACACGGGUUGCCGGAGAUUCAAGAUGAGAAGGAGUGUUGGAAUUGGAAGGGAGCUAACAAGGAAGAACAGAUCAAUCCUGGUAUGUCUCGGAUGUCAUAG
Molecule: messenger RNA, 642 nt
Organism: Brassica oleracea var. oleracea
Lineage: Eukaryota; Viridiplantae; Streptophyta; Magnoliopsida; Brassicales; Brassicaceae
Exons: 1
Coding region: 1-642 (213 amino acids)
Source: RefSeq, a predicted model, not a curated record